Messenger RNA from Penicillium cataractarum, 1143 nucleotides. RefSeq lists its product as uncharacterized. NCBI's taxonomy places the organism in Eukaryota, Fungi, Ascomycota, Eurotiomycetes, Eurotiales, Aspergillaceae. Gene Ontology annotation, molecular function: RNA polymerase II cis-regulatory region sequence-specific DNA binding; DNA-binding transcription factor activity, RNA polymerase II-specific; zinc ion binding. The coding region runs from base 1 to 1143 and encodes 380 amino acids. Gene Ontology annotation, biological process: positive regulation of transcription from RNA polymerase II promoter by galactose. Gene Ontology annotation, cellular component: nucleus. The record is from RefSeq and is a predicted model, not a curated record. The transcript has 5 exons.
AUGCCAGAUGCAUAUAAUGCUAUAGAUGCAUCCGCAAAUGCCAGCAGGCCAUUGGGCCGCAAAAGGAAGCGAGUUUCGGUAGCUUGCCGACCAUGCCGGUCUCGAAAAUCUCGUUGCAAUGGCGCGAAUCCGUGCUCGACGUGCGAGGAGAUGGAAGUUCAUUGCCAGUAUGAUUUGCCCUGCACGACUAAAACUACACCCGAGAUUAGGGAAGCUCCAGUUGAUAUUCGAAAUGACCGAACUACUGCCCUGGAGCAGCGCCUUCAAGAUAUUGAGCGCAGACUGGCAUCCCUAGAAGAUCCCCGGUUACCAAAUAAUAAUAAUCAAACUUCCGACUCCCUCCAGUAUGGGUCACACGAAUUGAGGCAAAGAUCAAAGGCUAUGCGCAGAGGUUCCUGGAGUACCGAGCAGGAGACACCGUCAACUGCUCCUGUACUCAGUAUUUCGAGAAUCUCCGACCAAUCCGAUGGUGUCGAUGGAAUGGGCUCCGUUGCACUGCGAGAAGGUGUUGAGGAAGAUGAAUACUUCGGCAACUCAUCCAAUGUGGCUUUCUUACGUUCAAUCGUUCAGGCAACUGUUCACUCAGCGGGACUUGGGCCUAAGACAUUACUAGAGCCGGGAAUCACCGGCUCAGAAAACCCCGGCCAUAACGAUUCAAAUUCAUUCCUCAUGUGGCCUUUUCGUACCGAUCAAUCAGGCAACGCAUCGCGGCGUACCCCGAUUGAUCCUUUCGCGCUUCCUCCCAAAUAUACGGCAGAUGAUUUGCUUCACUUGUACUUUAACACCGUCAACCUUAUGAUCCCUUGUAUUCACGAGGCUUCAUUUCGACAAACCCUAUUCCGGAUGAGGACCGAGGGACCUGAAAAUAUCAGAAGAUCGUGGCUCGGCGUUUUGAACAUGAUGUUUGCUAUCACUACGAAUGUGAUGACUCCGACUUCGCCUACGCAAGAUCGAGCGCAACAGUCAAAUACAUUCUACGAGAGGGCUAUGGAGCUAGUCAGCCCAGGCAUUUUGGGGCGACCUUCAGUUGAAAUGGUCUCGCUGUUAAGGGGUCCUAUCAAUUGGGACUUCACUUGUCCGGAUCGUCGCGUCUCUCGCAGGUUGAAAGGGAAUGUCGACGGAGAUUGUGGUACUGGUGCAUAA